This is a messenger RNA of Mercurialis annua (annual mercury), 892 nucleotides long. RefSeq names its product gamma-interferon-responsive lysosomal thiol protein-like. The transcript is spliced from 5 exons. Bases 42 to 839 code for a protein of 265 amino acids. The record is from RefSeq and is a predicted model, not a curated record. NCBI's taxonomy places the organism in Eukaryota, Viridiplantae, Streptophyta, Magnoliopsida, Malpighiales, Euphorbiaceae. Gene Ontology annotation, molecular function: oxidoreductase activity, acting on a sulfur group of donors, disulfide as acceptor.
CAGUUCAAUGUAUUAUUAUAUCAGUGAAACAAAAUAAAAAAAUGGCUUCUUAUUCCGUACUCUUCUUCUUUAUAUUCAGUUCCUUCUUCUUAUUUGUGUCUGCCUCCCGAUCUUAUUCUUUGACCAAUGGUGUUGCUGUUAGUGAGCCGGUUUCUCCUUCUUUAGUACAGUUUAAAGCUCAGAAAGUUGUUUUGUCUUUGUACUAUGAAGCACUGUGUCCGUAUUGUCGGAACUUCAUCGUCAAAUCUUUAGCUGAAAUGUUCCAGACUGACCUGAUGUCCAUUGUUGAUCUGCAACUCUUUCCUUGGGGCAAUGCUGAUUUACAACCUAACAACACUAUAACUUGUCAGCAUGGAGAAGAUGAAUGCUACUUGAAUACCAUUCAUGCCUGUGCCAUCAAUAUCUGGCCCGAUGUGAUGAAGCAUUUCGGCUUAAUAAAGUGCAUUGAAGAGCUACAACAUUCAGAAAUUAAUCAUGGAGUUGCACCAAAAUUAUCAUGGAAACUAUGUGCUGAUAAAUUGAAUUUGUCGGGGUGGUCCAUUAAGCAAUGCUACGAAAGUGGUCGCGGAAGACAGCUCCUACUACAAUUCGGCAAUAAAACAGACCAUUUGAAACCUCGACAUGAAUACGUACCAUGGGUGGUGGUGAACGGAACUCCUCUCCUCUAUGACUAUAAGAAUUUUGUACAUUAUGUUUGUAAAGCAUACAAAGGUAGACUUUUACCAAGGGCUUGUAGAAGUCCACGUGGCAUAAUCUCAACUUCCAUUGAAAAGUCAACAGAAUCUGGUGGCUCCACGUGUCCAGCCAUAACUGGUGAACCAGAGCCUCCAAUUAAUUAAUUAUGUAUUUUUGAUUUGGACAAUAAUAAAGUGGGUGAUUUAUAAAUGAUUUC